This is a messenger RNA of Malurus melanocephalus (red-backed fairy wren), 3423 nucleotides long. RefSeq names its product coiled-coil domain containing 18 (gene CCDC18). The transcript has 23 exons. The record is from RefSeq and is a predicted model, not a curated record. NCBI's taxonomy places the organism in Eukaryota, Metazoa, Chordata, Aves, Passeriformes, Maluridae. The annotation marks the transcript as partial.
AAAGGAGUAGUUACUUUUGCUCUCYCUCCAAGCACUAAUAYAAGUGAACAUUACAGCCMCUGCUUCGAYGAGGCGAUAGACUUCCCUCUGGAGGACUUUGUACAGCCGAAUUACAACUGUCAAGGCUUUUCCAGCUGUCAGAAGAAUUUUGGUAGAACAUCUUGCCAGGAWUAUCAAAGAAGAUCCAAAUCUUACUCAGUACCCCCAGCUUUGGAUAAAACUUUUGAAGAAAAUAAACAUCUUCAGGAGAAGUUGGAUGUCCUUCAYGUGCAAAAUGCAUCUUUGACUUCUCAGAAUCACUACCUAAAGAACAGAGUGGAAACAAUGAAUUUGGAAUUGAUGCAGUCAAAAUCAAAAAUUUCGUAUCUUGAAUCUGCUUUAGAUACACAUUUAGUCAGCAUUCCGAAGUUGAAAGAACAGAUUGUAAACUUGGAAGCAGAAGUUUCAGCUCAAGAUAAAAUUCUGAAAGAUGCAGAAGAUAGACUAGAUCAAAAUCGGAAAACAGCAAUGGAAAGAGAAAACAUGUUGCAAAGAUAUCAGAAGGGCUAUAAAAAUCUGAAAAUGGAGUUAAUUGAACAAAGCAAGCAAGGAAAGAGAGCACAACAGCAAAGAAAUGAAGCUUUGUUGAAUGUGGAGGAGCUGACAAGAGCUUUUACAAAGUAUAAAGCAGAAAUMACUGAAAAAUUAGAAAUGGCUAAAGCUGAAGAAGUARUCUUGGGAGAACGUUUAAUUAAUUGUGAAAAAGAAAGAAAUAAGUUGAAUGAAAAGUGUAUCARCUACAGAAAGGAUCUACACAUCCUGGAAGAGCAGCUAAGGCAAUUAAAGGAAGAGAAUCACAACACAAAAGAAGAAAUAAAAACCCUAGAAGCAAAGAACACUGAAAUGACAUCAAUGYUGAGUCAAUCUGAUCAGAAGAUCGUCAAGCUUGAGACUGAACUUUCUGAAAAAGAAGUAGUACUUAAAGAGAAAAACGCUCUAAUUAGUGAAAAUGAAGAGCUGAGAGCACUUACUGCACAGCAACAUAACCAAUUGAAAUUAUGUCGUCAAGAAAUUGAGGAUUCAAGGSAAGAGCUGAACAUACUAGAAAUCAUUAUUUCUCAGUUGUCUUUAAGUACAUCUGAAGAGUUUAAAUGGCACCAUUUAAAACAGCAGCUACUGAGUUCYUCAACAAAAGAAGCUACCUCUGGAUCUUGUGAAUCAAGUAAACCUUUCAUUGCAGACCUAAGCAUUAAACUGUCAAUGAAAGAAGCAGAAAUUCAAAAGCCUUGUGCAAACUUAACUAUCUGUACUGGAGCUGAGCAUCUUUCUAACGGUAAUGAAGGACAAGGAAACAGCAGGUUAGGUGACCUGGAAACAGAGCCUGUCAAAUUGAUCAGAAAUCCAGGAGARGGGAGAAAAUGUCAACAGUUAGAACUUAUAAGCAGAAAAUUUGAAAAGGUGAGGCAAAAAUUKCAGAAAGAGAUAGAAGAGUUACGCACUAAACUGACAAAAGCAGAUGAUGAGAAUUCUGCUUUGAAGACCAGCAUGGCUCAAAGAACCAGUCAGUUUCAAAUCAUACAAGAAGACCUAUUGAAGAAGGCUUCAAAAACUAACAGCUUAGAGAGAGAAAUUAGAAAGAAAUCUUCUCAACUUUCUGCACUUGAGAAACAGCUGGAAGAAAAGGUUAUUGCUUAUUCCACUGCUGCAGAAAGAAAUGCUGAGUUGGAACAGGAACUMAUGGGAAAAAACAGGCGCAUUCAUGAGCUGGAAACAACUAUCAGUGAGGAGCAUGAGAAAAUAACUUACGCUCUUGAAAACGAAAAGUUGGUUCACCUUGAGCAGCGCAAAGAAAUGGAGAAACAGAUUGACCUGCUUCGGACACAGUUGGAGAAGGAACAUCAACAAUUUAUUGAACAAGAGAAAAUAAUAUCUGUUUUACAACAAGAGGUUAUACAUAAACAGCAUCACAUUGAAUCAUUGGAUGGUAUGCUAAUAGGAAGCAGAGAGGAAAUGGAAAAUCUAAAUGUCAAAAAAGAUCAAGGAUUGAAGAUGUUGGAAAAUCAGUUGACAGAAGAAAAAAUCAAGGUACGACAACUUGAGUCAGCACUAAAUGUUUGUAAGGAAGAAGUUGCACUGUAUUUGAGUCAGUCACAAGAAAAUAAAGAGGUGUUUGAAAAUCAGCUGAAAGAAAGGUCUGAAGAGCUUUGUUAUUUACAGAAAGAAAUAAAAAUAAAAGGUCAGAAUAUUCAGGACAUGAGUGAACAAAAUACUCUCCUGCAACAAUCUUUGUAUCAUCAGCAGCAAAUGUUACAGCAAGAAACUCUUAGAAAUGRAGAGCUGGAAGAUAAUCAAAUUAAACUUGAAAAACAGGUAUUCAAUUUGGAAAAAGAGCUUCAGAAGCAGAAAGCAUGUGCAAAAGAUGAGUUGAGAAAGGUGGAGGAGAAACUUCACCUAGCUGCUCAAGAAGCAGAUUUAAACAGACAGAAGGUGGAUGAACUUAACUGUACAAUCAGACAGAUUAAAUUGGAGCUGGAUCAGUGCAAGAAUGAGCUUACUGGCAUGGAARAAGAAAUAGUGCAAUUAAAACAAGAUGGUGAAAACAAAGCACUGCAGAUAAAUCAGUUGGAUAUCACUUUGGAAGAAGCAAGAUCAGAGCUUAAUAAAAAGGCAAAUGAGGUGAAUGAUUUAGAAGACAAGCUGCUUCAAACUGAGACUUGCCACAGGGAAGCCUUACAGAAAAUAGCAGAACUGGAGUCUGCAUUACAGAACGCCCGUGGAGAAUUAAAGAUCACUUUGCCACAGCUUCAGGAAUUGCAAGAUGCAUUACAGAAUGCACAGUCCUCUCUGGAGGAGAAGCACAUUGCUAUCGUGGAUCUAACAACUGAGCUCAGGUAUUGCAAGAGUGAAAUUGAAGACAAAAAGCAAGAACUCCUUGASAUGGACCAAGCACUGAAAGCAAGGAACUGGGAACUGAAACAAAGAGUAGCUCAGAUUGCACAAUUGGAUAUGACAGUUCGUGAACAUAAGGGAGAAAUGGAACAACAAAUAAUUCAAUUACAGUGCAAUUUAGAGAAGUCAGAGUUGGAAAUAAAGGAAUGCAAUAAACAGAUUGAGAGCUUAGAGAAGAAACUCCAGCAUUCUAAAGAWGAGCUUCGUGAAAAAGAGUUUGAAUUGCUCCAGAGAGAUCAGGAAAUAAAUCAGCUGAAGAAAAAAAGAAAAUGAAAGAAAAUAAUAUAGCCCAGAAGCUCUUGGAAAGGAGCAAGAAGUGUGAAGAAAUGACUGCUGCUCAUUGAACAAGCAGCAACCCAGGAAUGUGGUUACUGGCAUCAUAAAGGUGCAUUCAAAGAGGAAAUUUUAACAUUGUAUUUCUAACUAAGGAAUGUAGUUAUUUGUACUAAAGCAGAUGACAACCUUUUUAUUUUUCCUACUGUUAUUGGGAUAUUG